AUGUUGGACGCCAGUCGACCGACCAUCGAUAUUGCAGCUAAUAGGACCAUACACGUUCUCGAGGAGUCACCCGGUGCGAUUCUUGUCGGCGUAUUCAUGCAGUUUUUCUUCCAGGGCAUCAUUGUCAUCGAAGCUGGGCAGUACUACGAGGUAUGUUAUGAAGAUUCCUGGGGUCGUAAUCUCUUCGUAGCUUUCGUUACGCUACUUUCUCUCGCACAGACGGCGUUCGAGGGAUACAUAGCUUGGAAGGCUAACGUGGACCGUAGGACGCUGUCGAUGAUUCCGCGAGCGUGGUUCGCACUUUUCCUGAAUGGCUUCAUCAGUGGAAUGAACAAGCUCUUUCUCCUCCGACGCUGCUGGCGGAUCACGAAAGGAAGCUGGUGGAUAGCCGUGUUGACCGUGUGCACGAUAACCACAUACGGCGCGAAUAUCUUGAUCGCGGUGGCUUUUUCACGUCUGAGCGUCGUCAAUCUCAAGCCUAGCGAUGUGGUACUGAGCGUCAUCGCAUUUUCGUAUUGGACCACGGCGGUGCUUGUCCUCGACGUCAUUCUCUCUGUUAUCCUCGCUUUCUUCUUAUGGAAAAGCAAGACCGGUGUGCACCAUCUCGACAGAGCACUCUUGCGCUUCUGCGCCGUCGCCACAGAAUCCGCAGUCUGGCCAUCUCUCUGCGUCGCCGUUUCCUCAGGACUGUUCUUCUCGCAUAACGCAAACGCCAACCGUCUAGUUUUAGUAUUCCUGCUUCAAACAGGCAAGCUCUACACCUUGUCCAUCCUCCGCACAUUAAACGCAAAAGUCAAACUACGGGAAAGAAUGAAAUCAGACGACUUUGCGCGAGGCUCGUUGGGAAACUGGUCUUGGCAACGAGCUGAUUCUGGAAUGGACCAUGCGUCUGAAGCGCACGAGCGUUCUUCGUUCCGGGAGUCAACGGGUGGGCGCUUGUUGUCGAUCUCGAUUGGGCCGUCGGAGAGGAGUGUUGUGGAUAGUCGAAUGUCUGUGCAUGAUCAGCAUCUUCAGUCGCCGAUGCCGUUUCACUCACACUUGACGGACUUGCGUUCGACUUGA
Suillus bovinus is the source of this 1062-nucleotide messenger RNA. RefSeq lists its product as uncharacterized. The coding region runs from base 1 to 1062 and encodes 353 amino acids. The record is from RefSeq and is a predicted model, not a curated record. The transcript has 10 exons. Lineage: Eukaryota; Fungi; Basidiomycota; Agaricomycetes; Boletales; Suillaceae.